This is a messenger RNA of Dendrobium catenatum, 767 nucleotides long. Its product is annotated as protein SPIRAL1-like 1. NCBI's taxonomy places the organism in Eukaryota, Viridiplantae, Streptophyta, Magnoliopsida, Asparagales, Orchidaceae. Gene Ontology annotation, cellular component: cortical microtubule, transverse to long axis. The record is from RefSeq and is a predicted model, not a curated record. The transcript has 3 exons. Gene Ontology annotation, biological process: cortical microtubule organization. The coding region runs from base 183 to 482 and encodes 99 amino acids.
AGGUAUAUGCGAAAAUAGUUGGGCCUGGUUCGGAUUCUUCCACCAGCUUAAACGCUAUAAAAAUAGGUUAAUCUGUAGCUAACCCACUCUAACAUCUCCCACAUUCUCUUAUCAGCUGCAUCGGCGAUUCCGAUCGGCAGAAACAGAGGUAGAGCAGCAGGCGGAUAUCCAGUUAAGUGGGAAUGGGUCGCGGCGUGAGCAGUGGUGGGGGGCAGAGCUCUUUGGGCUACCUAUUUGGGGGUGGUGAGGCUCCCAAACCUGCUACUGACAACACAAACCCUGCUCGCAAUGCAAAUCCAGCACCAGUUGAUAACAGCAAGCAGAUUCCCGCUGGCAUCCCAGGAAAUGUCACAAACAAUUACUUUCGAGCUGAUGGCCAAAACAAUGGAAAUUUCAUUACUGACCGACCUUCAACCAAAGUCCAUGCAGCUCCAGGCGGGGGUUCCUCUCUUGGCUAUCUCUUCGGUGAUGGAACCAAGUGAUUCUUAUCUUGGGCGAGUUUCUCCUGGACAAUACAAAUUAGAAGGGUUUGUUAUCCUUUGUUGUGAACUGGUGCAUCAAAACUUAAGAAGAAGAACUCUGAAAUUUUUCGCUGAUUACCUCUUUUUUUUUUAUCUUUGGUUCUGUUGUGUAGUAUUAUAAUAUUGCUUUCUUGUGGGAAGUUUGUCUUUCGUGAGAGACAUCUUGAUGGAUGAUUGGGAAAAAUAGUUGAUUAAUCCAUCUGUAUCUGUAGACUCUUAUUGAAAUAUGUUGUUCCUUAUCUGGUU